UCAUCUUGGUCCCAGUAACCAAAAUAGUUGAAUUGCGGUAAAACUGAUGAACGUGAUUGCGUAGUAGGUUUCUACGCAACGUGUCCCUGUUCAGUUGACUGGGAAGCCCCUAGCGCGGAGCUGCCAACGCCCGGCGUACAAACACAAACAGAGGAUACGAUCUUGAAUGAGUAGACUGUAGAACACAGCUAUGCAGACCAUCAAAUGUGUUGUCGUUGGGGAUGGAGCUGUGGGUAAAACCUGCCUGCUCAUCUCUUACACAACAAAUAAGUUUCCCUCUGAAUAUGUACCUACGGUAUUUGAUAACUAUGCCGUAACUGUAAUGAUUGGAGGUGAGCCCUACACUCUGGGCUUGUUUGAUACAGCAGGACAGGAAGACUACGACCGGUUACGACCCCUGAGUUAUCCCCAGACAGACGUUUUCCUUGUCUGUUUCUCUGUCGUGUCCCCCUCAUCAUUUGAAAAUGUCAAAGAAAAGUGGGUUCCAGAGAUUACUCAUCACUGUCCAAAGACCCCUUUCCUGCUAGUUGGAACUCAGAUUGACUUGCGUGAUGAUCCCUCCACUAUAGAAAAGCUGGCAAAGAACAAGCAAAAGCCCAUCACUCCAGAAACAGCCGAGAAGCUUGCAAGAGAUCUCAAGGCUGUGAAAUACGUGGAAUGCUCAGCCCUGACACAGAAAGGCCUAAAGAAUGUGUUUGAUGAGGCGAUAUUGGCUGCAUUGGAGCCACCAGAGCCCAAGAAGAAACGCAAAUGUGUGCUGCUAUGAGAUCCUCCUGCCCAUUUCAAAAGUUCACACACACACACACACACACACACACACACACACACACACACACACACACACACACACACACACCCUACACCCCUUUCCUGCUCGGCUAAGGCUGGUUGACAGGCUUGUUCUCCAAUGGGAGUACUGGAAAGAAUACAGCCGACCAAGUGUCAGAGAAAGCUCUGCAAUAAUGAGAAGCUUCACCCCCAAGUAUGGGUUGAACCUAACCUGGUCAGCAGCUGCUGGGGCCGCAUGGCACAGCCUUUGCCGAACUAGAAACUCAGCAGCAGGAACGUUUGUUGAGCUUUUAGACUGAUUUCAAAGUCAGACUGUGCUGUGACCUAACAACCAAUGUGAAAGUUUCAUGAGUAGAAGGCCUGGCACAGCCCCGUUCAGCUGCUUGAUUGGUGACUGCUCAUGCUGCCGGUCUGUCCCUGUGUCCGCGAGCACACACACCCUGUCCCCAGCACUAACAGAAGUAGUGUUGUUCUGUUUUUGUUUGCCAACACCCAUUUUCUCCUGAAACACAUGACAAAAUAUUUAUUCCAUGUUCAGAUAGAUGUGCUUUCAACCACUACAGACUGCGUAGGUCUGUCUGGCAAUACAGCUGUAAAACCACAGCGUUGGAAACAUUGCCAUCUAGUGUCCAGUGCUCUUAGAGCUGCCCGUUCUGGAGCUGAGGGCAUCUACAGUAGUAGUAACCAGAGAAAUUGGCCUUUUAGAAGCAGAACUUAAACAGUGUUAGCAGAACAAGCGGCGCGUUCUUCACACGUCGUCGGAGACCAAUGACGGACACGAACAGGCACAGCUUCCUCCGUGUUUAGACAGCUCCUAGUUCCAUCUGAUGUUGGUGCCUUCCUACUGCAGGUUGUGUCCGAGGCCUGAAGAGCUGUGUGGUCUGUUGUACCCGUUCAGACUGUGCAGUGUGUCGCUGAGCCUUGGUCUCUGUUCUAAAUGAUGAGUUGAACAGAUGUUAUUAUGUAAUGUAAGCUGGCACACAAUGUCCAUGUAGGCUCCAGGUGUUUUUACCAAAAUCUUUUAUUUUAGUCUUUUUAGUUCGCUCCUUUUCCAUUUAGGGGUCAGAACUCAUCUAGAUUCCAGCCUUCCAUUUAAUACUUGAUUGGUUUUAUCAAAUGAAAAGCUCCACUCUGUUUGGUAAAGAUUAUUUGUGAUUGGUUGGAUCUAGUUUUUCUUUUCUUUUGGCUUAGAGUUGGCUCGACACCCAGCCCAAGUCAGUAUAAUUAUUAUAACCUGUCGAUGUUUUGGUGCAACACCAAAUGCUUUGUCUGAAGUCUUUGUUCUUUGUAUAUGCAUUCUUUUCAAAAAUAUUAAACUUAUACCUUAAUUGCCUUUA
Messenger RNA from Betta splendens (Siamese fighting fish), 2126 nucleotides. Its product is annotated as cell division control protein 42 homolog. Lineage: Eukaryota; Metazoa; Chordata; Actinopteri; Anabantiformes; Osphronemidae. Gene Ontology annotation, cellular component: dendritic spine. Gene Ontology annotation, biological process: modification of synaptic structure; small GTPase-mediated signal transduction. Gene Ontology annotation, molecular function: GTPase activity; GTP binding. The coding region runs from base 191 to 766 and encodes 191 amino acids. The record is from RefSeq and is a predicted model, not a curated record. The transcript is spliced from 6 exons.